Messenger RNA from Angiostrongylus costaricensis, 690 nucleotides. Lineage: Eukaryota; Metazoa; Nematoda; Chromadorea; Rhabditida; Metastrongylidae. The record is from the annotation of a GenBank genome assembly.
ACACCGAUAUAUCGAUUCAGAUUCUGGUUUGGAGAGCAGCGCCGCUCCCUAUGUCAAGGACGGAAUGCUGAUCCAGUUGAUUGCUUCGGACCACCACAGCUGAGUGCUUUUCAUUCGGUUGGAAGCCGAUUAUUUCGUGUCAGGACCUAUCAUGCCGCUUAUUUGAGAAAUUUAAGAAUUUUCCCACGGGUCAUCUUCAGAGCUCAUUCAGGACAGUAUCGUGCUUGUGAUCAUGAAUUUCGGGCUGGAAAUGGAAGUCUGCAGAUCAUUGAAGCCGAUCCGGAUAUGGCUCCAGUGGCACCGUUUUUCAUUCGUUCCAAACCAGAAAUCACUUGGCAUGGGCUACACUACAACGAGGAAUUUACAAUUGCCAUAAUUGAUGUGCUUCACAAUUACGAACCAUCGGAAAACUUUCGUCCGGAACCGAAUCCGAUGGUCGUGGUUGUGUUCGGAACGUCGAAUAUGGCAUUGAAGCUGGAUUCACCUGAUGAUUUCGACAUCUCUAAGUUCAUGCUCGAGAACGAUCUUGCCGACGAUCUGAUAGGAUUAUCGCUGGUGAUCGUAGGUAGCGAUGCGUUCGCCAUUGAACGUCAGCGACUCCGUGGCAAUAUCGACAACUGUCACAGUCUUCUCAGAAGCAGUAAGCUUUCGACGUUUGUUGUUUUAUACAAGGAAAACCACUGCAUGUAG